Messenger RNA from Botrytis cinerea B05.10, 896 nucleotides. RefSeq lists its product as hypothetical. NCBI's taxonomy places the organism in Eukaryota, Fungi, Ascomycota, Leotiomycetes, Helotiales, Sclerotiniaceae. The record is from RefSeq and is a predicted model, not a curated record. The transcript has a single exon. The coding region runs from base 93 to 638 and encodes 181 amino acids.
GAGCAGAUACAAUAUCACUUUCUGAGCCAGUUGGAACCAUACCCCAAACAACACUUACUACCCAGUCAUUCAUAGCUACGCAAGUGCUUCAAAUGUCUCACGCUCAACAACAACAACGUCCGUACAAUGUUCGUCGCCAUAACCAAAUUGUUGCAUACCGCUCUCCGCCAUUCUCUAAACCCGCAGCUAAUGUAUUAAGUCGACCGCAUGCGAUGCACCCCAACCUUCAAAAGUUAAGAAUCGAUCCUCCGGUCCUCCUGCUACUAAUCCUCUGCAUUGUCGCAUUACUUCUCUGGCUCUCUUACGGAACCUACAUGGUUGUGACAUGGUAUAUCCGUAGAUUACGGGCUAUCAAAUAUGGGAUGGAAGACAACAUGAAUCAGGAUAUUCUUAUGGCUAAGCUUGAUGGAAGAACUUAUUCGAGUGAAGAGAAUGGGAGUAAAUUCGGUCAGGCAGUAAAAUGGUCUCAUCCUUCUCCAAUAAAAGCGGGAGAUGUCAAAUUGGAACAUGCUUGGACGGGAAAGAUAGCGGAUUUAUCCAGACAUCAGAGUAUAUCAAGCGGGAGUGCACGUACUGUGUUGGGAGACGGCUGCAAGAGAUCUCCAAGUCUUGGGGAUCGAAGGAAAAGCGCCGUUUGAGAAAGACGAAUCGAAUUUGUGACCAACUAUGAUGGAGUUCUGACGUGGAAUAUACAUGUUUGUACUAAAUUGAUGAGUGUUGCAAUAUGAUAAUUCAUCAGAGGGGGGGAUUGAAUUAGCUACGAAGAAAAGCGAGGCGCCAGAAGUUUGACGGUCUGUAACUUAACAAUUAACGCUUGUGAGCAGCUUGUUGUCCUCUAAAUCGCGAGAUGAAGAGAGUAAAGAACCAAAUUAUGCAUGACCCUUUGUCUGGCUCCA